Thunnus maccoyii (southern bluefin tuna) is the source of this 1164-nucleotide messenger RNA. RefSeq lists its product as uncharacterized. The transcript has 7 exons. The record is from RefSeq and is a predicted model, not a curated record. Gene Ontology annotation, molecular function: protein binding. Lineage: Eukaryota; Metazoa; Chordata; Actinopteri; Scombriformes; Scombridae.
GUUUCAUUCUCAUACAGCAGUUCAUUGACCUGUUUUAUGUGUAUAUAAAGACGAGAACUGAGCGAGACGUGUCAGACUGCAUCUUGCUGUCUAAAGAGGUGAUAUUUCACAAUGAGGCGUGCUGCAGCUUUUCUGGCGUUGCUGCUCUGUCUGUACUGGACGAGGGCUCAGGGUGAGAGUGGAGGGGUGACAGAGAAUGAUGUCACUCAGACUGAGGUUCAGUCUGAGAUCCUGGGUGUCAAAGCAACCAGUGAUCAGACUAACAUCACUCCUGAUAUCUGGGCUGAGCUGAAGGAGCUGAGAGACAUGGUGAUCCAACACAGUCUGGAACUGAGGAAGCUGGAGCAAGAGAAUACAGCCAUACAGGCCAGACUGACAGACAGUGAAAUCAAGAAUGCAGUUUUGGAGGCCAGAAUGACCGCCAGUGACAACAAAGUGGAGGAGCUCGAGAGAGAGAACACAGUGUUGGAGGCCAGAAUGAACACCAGUGAAAAUUUGGUGGAGGAGCUCCAGAGAGAGAACUUGAAGGCCAGAUUGAACACUGGUGAAAAUUUGGUGGAGGAGCUCCAGAGGGAGAACACCAGUAAGCUGCAAAACACACAGCUGUCAGUUUAUUAGAUACACAUACUGGUAUUUUAAGUUCCAGUUAUGUAUUUUACCUCCUUUACAAUAAAAAUGAUGAAUGUGUUCACAGUGUUGGAGGCCAGAAUGAGCUCCAAUGAAAACGAGGUGGAGGAGCUCAAGAGAGAGAAUGCAGAACGACCAAAGGUGGCGUUUUCUGUCGGACUUACUGGACCAGUUGGACCCGUCAGUAAUGACAUCACACUUAAGUUCAGUAACAUUUUCACCAACAUCGGCCAGGCUUAUAACCCAUCUACAGGUGUCUUUACAGCCCCAGUCAGAGGAGCCUAUUACUUCAGAUUCAGCGCAUGGGAACUACGUGAUACAAGUUUAGUAGGAAUUAAACUGUAUCACAAUGACAAGUUAAUGACUCUCUCUUAUGAAAGAGUUGUUAGCCAUGGUUAUGUCACCAUGUCUAAUGCAUUUGUUCUUCAACUGGAAAAGGGAGAUGUGAUCUAUCUGGUUCUCUGGUCAGGCUGCAGUGUUUAUGAUAAUUCCAAUAAUCAUAACACUUUUAGUGGAUUCCUACUUUUUGCUAUGUGA